CUUUGGUCCGUACGGGACCCCGUAGUGACAGUCGCUGUGGUUGUUAAGGCGCGCACGAAGAAGCAUUAGUCAACAAGGCUGUAACAGUGAUUGUGUGUAAACAAGUCCACCAUGGAGGAGGUGACCCGCCUGGUAUCAUCUGGAGACUGUGUGAAGAUAUGGGACUCGAUGUCCAUGGCUCCAUUGGAGCAGUUCAGCCCGCACAGCAUUUCCCACCCUGUCGCCCAAGUCUGCUGGACCAGCAACAAUCAGUACCUGGUCAGCUCCAGCAGUGUGGGAGACAAGGUGGUUGUGUCCAGCCUCAAGUCCUCUCCUGUCACUGUUAUAGAGCUGGCUGAGGGAAAAAUGCAGACUCGUGUAUGUCUGAGUUCAUCCUCUCAGUAUCUGGUGAGCGGAGGUCUGGAUCACUAUGUUCACAUCUGGGACCUCAAGACCAGAAGACUCCACCGCUUACUUAAGGACCAUAAGGAGGAGGUGACCUGUGUGUCUUUUAAUGCUAAUGACAGUUACAUAGCCUCGGGCUCCACCAGCGGAGAGAUAAUUCUGCACAGUCUCACCACUAACCUGUCCAGCAAGGCCUUUGGCCAUGGCACCAACCAGCCUAUCCAUGAUCUCAAGCUGUCCACACUGAAGCGCUCUCUGCUGGGCACAGUGUCAGACAGCGGCACCGUGGUGCUCUGGGACUCAAACACCCAGAAGGAGCUGCAUGUGUUUGAGGGAGCUCACAAAGCCCCGGCGUCUGGCCUGGCCUUCUCUCCGGUCAGCGAGCUGCUGUUUGUUACUGUGGGCCUGGAUAAGAAGAUCAUCUGCUAUGACACUGUCAGCAGGAUUGUUUUGCGAGGUAUCCCUGUGGAGUCUCCACUGACUGCUGUGGACUUCAAUCCUGAUGGAACGGGGUUGGUGGUCGGCUCCACCCAAGGAAAGAUCUACCAGUAUGACCUGAGGAACUCAAGCGCACCCACCAGUGUCACCAUUGCACACAAAACCUCAGUCACCUGCCUGCGCUACCAGAACUCCAGCAAACUCAAGUCCAGUAAAGUUGUGUCCUCCAAGGUUUCCAGCAGCAGGAGACUCACUAGUAAGCUGUCCAGCGGAACAGGUCCAGCUCCCUCUGCAGGAGAGAAGAGAGAUGGACACACCCCCGGUACAGGGGGCCCUGGUGUGGAGGUGUUCUCCAGGGAGGGAGAGGGCCAGCAGAGGGCAGAGCAGCUUCCUGCUGUGGACAAGCCGAGCAGUGCCAGCCGCUGUAGCCUGGACAUGUUCUCUCCUGCACGGGAAGACACCAGGAUGCUGGGGACCAACGGGGAUAGACCUCCAGGCCGGGGACAAGCCAUGACUGUGGACGGCUCGUCCAGAGAAGGAGAGGGACAGCCGGUCAGAGGACGGACCAGCCUGGAUGUCUUCUCCCCAGUCAGAGACGACUCCUCUUAUCCAGUUGGGCCCCCCAACCGUAAGACACCCCUGGGAACACCGGGGACACGAUGCUACAGCCCCCUUUCAGUUUUCCAGACCACUCCACCAAUCAAAGAGGAGGAGCCUGUUGCCUCUGCUGCAGCUGAACCAUGUGACUCCACAAAGAGUGAUAAGGGCGAUGGUUCCAGUCCACAGGGGGAGGAGCAGAUCACUCCCACCUCAUCUGCACAGACCAAUUACAGCCAGCCUGCUCCACCAGAGCCCAGCCUCAGGAGACCCAGUGGACUUCAGGACCAGCUAAGCUCCGGCAGACCUCUCCAUGGAGUCCUGCCCACCUCGGCAGCAGGCUCGGCUCUGUUAGCCGCCACGGCCUCCUCUCUCUCCCAGAGCAUUGUAGAAGCAGCAGGGGGGCAGGGAGGAGAUGCUCCUCUCACCUCCCUCCAGAUUCACUUCAUCCAGAACAUGAUCCAUGAAACUCUGGAGGACUUCAGGGACGCCUGUCACAGAGACAUUGUCAACCUGCAAGUGGAGAUGGUGCGCCAGUUCUACAUUCAGCUGAAUGAGAUCCACAGCCUGAUUGAGAAGUAUUCUGUCAACGACUCUCUGGUGGAGGAGAUAGAGAAGCUGCGGGAGGAGAACAGGCGGCUGAAGACUAAUUUCUGACCUCAGUCACUUUAAACUACAGAUCUAGUGAAUCUCUUCACCUGCUGCCUUAAAACCCCGUCACUGUGGCGUAGCGCCUCCGCUGGCUGCUGCUCAGCGACAACACACUGCCUGGAUUCAUGAUCAGAUGACGACGUGUGAGCGGUUUGAUUACAUACAUGAUGGUUUGUGUGUCAUAGCAUUAGACGUAGACUGGUGGCUUGGUCCAGUCAGCUCAGCUCACAGGUGCCAAGCUCCUGUCAAGUCUACCUGCAUGUUUCUUUUAAAGCAACAUUUUUUUCCAGAAUAAUAAAGUUCUAUAUUAAUAAAAUCACCAGAAUGGUUUCUU
Lampris incognitus (smalleye Pacific opah) is the source of this 2404-nucleotide messenger RNA. It is a transcript of the gene nedd1, whose product is annotated as NEDD1 gamma-tubulin ring complex targeting factor. The record is from RefSeq and is a predicted model, not a curated record. Gene Ontology annotation, molecular function: gamma-tubulin binding. The coding region runs from base 112 to 2076 and encodes 654 amino acids. Gene Ontology annotation, cellular component: centriole; ciliary basal body; pericentriolar material. The transcript has 16 exons. Gene Ontology annotation, biological process: microtubule nucleation; mitotic cell cycle. NCBI's taxonomy places the organism in Eukaryota, Metazoa, Chordata, Actinopteri, Lampriformes, Lampridae.